Molecule: messenger RNA, 2544 nt
Organism: Symbiodinium sp. CCMP2592
Lineage: Eukaryota; Dinophyceae; Suessiales; Symbiodiniaceae
Source: the annotation of a GenBank genome assembly
AUGACAGAUGGAAUGCUGCGCUCGCCGACCUUCUUGGUUGGAGCAGAAAGGCAAAGGAAGAACUUGGACGAGUUCAAACGCCGCGAGCAGCAACUGGCGGAGGCGUACCACAAGAACAAGCCGCUGUGCUUCAACGCCUGCUCUUACCAGAAGACGCAUCCCGUGAAAGCCCAGAAGGGGCACAAGGAUGCAGAUGCCUGCUUGACAGUGCCUCUCGUGCUCGGAGUUGCAGAUGGCGUAUCGCAAAUCGAGGACUUUGGCAUAGAUGCAUCGAUGUUGCCGAACGAGCUGUUGCAGGUAGUGGAGCAGUUGGGCAUGCACCAGCUGAUUCCAGGGGCGAGGCUGCCAUCCGCGGACACCUACAGGGGACCCGUCUCCAUGCUUCGGAGGGCUUUCGAGGCGACAGAGAGCCUGGGCUCUUUGACCGUGGUACUGGCGGUCAUGGACAACUCAACACGCAUCCACGGCAAGCUGCACCCCAUGAUCGCAAUCAUCACCAUAGGCGAUUGCGAGCUGAUUGUGCUGCGCAGGGUGAAGGGAGCCCGGCAACCGCUUGAGAUCGUGUGCCACACGGAGAUGCAAAGAAUUGAUGGCCACGCCCAGACACCUUUGCAGCUUGCUCGGGUGGAUGCCCGAAUUGAUCCAAACUUUCACGAGGCCCUCACGAUCGAAGUGAUAGAACGAGGUAGCGCAGUUCACUGCGUCUCUGCAUACGAGGGUGACAUUGUCAUCAUGGGCAGUGACGGAGUGUUUGACAACCUCUACCUGGACGAAAUCAUGGAGUUGGCAAACGCAAUGCUGCCUCCAACUCAGGCCGGCCAGCACUUCUCUGAAGCGCAGAUGAAGGCCCUGGCCCAGCAGAUUGUGGAGGCGUGUCACGCAAAGACUCGCCCCGGUCCAAUGGGGCAGCUUCGGGAAGCCCCGAUUGGUCGCGGAGGCAAGAAGGACGACACGUCCUGUGUAGUGGCGGAAGUUGUUGAGUGGACGAAGGAGCAUGCCAGGGUCUGGGCGACUCCAGACGACGGCUUCGGCUGGACCUCCAUGAUGAACAACUUCUUCCCCCUGAACUUGAAUGGUUGCUGUGUGGCUUCAUAUGACUCCGAUGACGAGGUGGAUUUGCGAAAGCCAGCCUCCAAGAAGCCAACGAACUUCCAGAACGAGAUGCAGAGUGGAGGUCACAACGGACAGUGGAACGGUAUUCCGGUGGCCAAGCAAGCAGCGCCGGUUAUGGUUACGCGGCCGGAGGCUAUUCGGGAGUGCCCACCAAUCCAGUGUAUGGCCGGCUGCCGAGCAGUUACGGUGGCUGCGGCGCUUACGGUCGGUAUGGCUGAUCUUUGGAUCGACUAUCAGACCAUCUCCGUUUGGGAUUGGCCUUCCGACAACGACGGUCCAGUUUGCACUGCAGCGGUGGGGACGCAGGAUGUGCAAACUUGUGUUCUCUUCAACGCCUGGGACACGCACGAGAUCGCAACCAAUGGGAAGCGCCGAGUGUUCUUUUGGACCUGGGACGUGGAGCAGCCCUUCCAGUUCUACUCGCCGGCUUUGGCGCCUCGGGACUUCAAGCAGCGAAUCGGAGAUUACACGCAGACCAUCUUUCUACCAGAGUCUACCCAGGCUGCCACAGGGACGAUCGAUGGUGACGUGGUCAUCUGGGACCUGUCGCUGAUUGUAGAUGGAUUGAGCCGCCCGGAUGAGAGACGGGCCGUCAAAAUCAUCCGGCUUUGCCCAGAUGUGUCCUUAAAUGUCCUUCAAGUACACGAGAAGGCACGUGUUGUUAUUGGCACAGCUGAUGGAGCCGUCCGCUUCUAUGACUAUCAGUUCAGGGUGCAAGCAUGGUUCGAAGACCUCUUGGCUGGAUCUGUGAAAUCCAUCUCUUUUGAGAGGGCCAACGAAGAUGGAGAGGACUACGAGCCCACCGGAAUCAGCGCUGGUGUCGGGGUAGAGGACGACUUCAAGUGCCCCAACUUUCUAGUGAGCACAGGCUCUGCUUUGGUCGUGCUGGUGGAGUCGAAGCUGUUCUAUGAGCUUUCUCCGGAGAAUCGCAGAGGAAGAUUAGUUCUUCAAGGACUCGACUCCCCAGUGCAUGGGCUCUGCUGCCACCCGCAGCUACCCUUGGUGGCCGUUUGUGGCUAUUCGGGCUUUCUUCACAUGUGGAACUACAACACCAGGUCCUUGCACUUGGUGAAGAUCUUCGAGAAGCUCGUCCCGCACAUACUCCAAUUCUCCCCCGAUGGGAAGCUCUUGGCUGCGGGCUUCACCAAUGGACACUGCAAGCUUCUGAAGUCCACGGACCUUUCGGAGGUGGUGUCCUUUAGAGACUCCCGUGACUGCGUGACGCACAUCGCCUUCAGUUCAGACUCCUGCCAUCUGGCCUUGGCGCAUGCCGACCGUUCACUCUGUCUCUACCGGUACUCGCAUCGUCCAAACGACAAGAACUUCCCCAAGGAGUGGAUGUAUUCAGCGAAGCACAAGCUCGGACCUCAUGCUUGUCCGUACAACCCAACGCCCCAGAGAGCAUGCAAUACCCUAUGCCCCAAACCCUAA